Messenger RNA from Equus quagga, 3916 nucleotides. It is a transcript of the gene RBM23, whose product is annotated as RNA binding motif protein 23. Gene Ontology annotation, biological process: mRNA processing. The transcript is spliced from 16 exons. Lineage: Eukaryota; Metazoa; Chordata; Mammalia; Perissodactyla; Equidae. The record is from RefSeq and is a predicted model, not a curated record. Gene Ontology annotation, molecular function: RNA binding. Gene Ontology annotation, cellular component: nucleus. The coding region runs from base 1549 to 2892 and encodes 447 amino acids.
UAUAGGCCUAUUUGACAGCUACAGAGAGGUCUUGUCCAGUAGGACCUGUGAUUAGGCUUUGCUCUGGGGAGGAGGCAUAGAUUGCCACCAUGGAGGAAGAUGGGGAUAGUGAGUGAAGCCAGCUUCUUUUCCACCUUCCUUAGCUUCUGCACUGCCAGCUCCUUGUUACCUCUUGGGAGAGAAACUGGAAGCCAUCCAGGCAUCUCCAGCAAGAAGCCACCUGUUUUGUUUGCAUAAAAUCACAGGGUUAGAGUUUGAAGUCCCAAGAGAUCAUCUAAUCCAAUUUUCCAUUUUACAGAGGAAGAAUUUGUAAUUGGUACAAUCAUAUGAAGUUAAUAAUCAAAUCAGGACUGCAACACAGGUCUUCUGUUUCUGGGAGCUAUAUUAGGCAGCUGAAGUCUCAGUGUUCUGGAAGCCCUUGGAACGUGAAGGUGGACAUCAGUUCCUUCUCUUUCUGGUUAGAGGGCUGAGAGUACUGCUGCACCCUAAGGAGUCACCUGAGAAACUGUCUCAAGUUUACCCUUGCAGGGGGAGGUGUGUAGGGCGCCGAUUUGAACUGAAGGUAUGUGAGCUGUAGGACCAGGAAAAGAUGAUAAAGCAGAGUGUGAAAGAAGAGAAAUCUGUGACAAGAUUUGCUUUUCCUAGGUCACAAGCACUGAGGGCAGGAAAGGGGCGGUCGGGAGGUUGUGUAGACACACCGCUCGGAAUGUGGGUGUGGAGUCCAGCAUCCUGCCCGACGUGAAACGAAUGCAGGUGAUGUCCGCAAAGUUCUCCAGGGGAAGACCGACGUGACCCCCUCGACAAAUCAGAGUGGGACGGCCAAGGACGCCACCUCCUCGUUGACUCCGCCCACGGCGCGAGCCUUGUCAAACCUCGUGUUCCCUGCACCGGUUCCCCCGCCCCCCGCAAGCCCUUUAGCCAAUGAGAGGGAUGGGCGGCCGCCUAGGGACGCUCCCAGCGCUUUCCCUGAGAUUCGGAAAGGUUAGCCAGUCAAUGGGAACGUGAUAGUUGCUAAGACACAUUUGAGUUUGGCUCCACCCAUGCUUGGGAUUUUAGCCAAUGAAAACCUGUACUUUGGACAGUUACCGCGAAACCAGGGAGAUUAGUUCCACCGCUUGAAAUGUCUCAGCGCCUGCGCAGAUUGGGGAAAAUUCUGGAAGACGGGGGAGCUGCCGCCAUUUUGCGGGAAGAGGAGCAGCUCCGCCUGCAGUGCUGCUUUUACUGCUGAGGUCCUGGAAAAUAGCCGUGCUUCGCGCCCCCCAACACACCCAAAGGAACGGAGAAAACCGGGCCCCCCCCGCCUGCGGGGACCCGGAACUGACCUGUGGUGGACAGGCUUGAGAGAGAGAAUUGCUAGGUGUGAAAGCCUGGGGGAGGUGAGAAGUCUUACUUUGCCUGCCUAGACAGAAAGGAUUAGAACAGGGUCUGUGUUAUAUUUUGUCUCUGCCUAGAUAUUCAGUUCCUUCUAGACCCUUGACCUUUUCUAAGCCACAAAGCAGAACUGCUUCAGAUCUGUAAGGUGCAAAAAUAAACCUAGGAUCUGCUACGAUGGCAUCCGAUGACUUCGAUAUAGUGAUUGAGGCCAUGCUGGAGGCUCCCUAUAAAAAAGAGGAGACCCCACAGGAUGAGCAACAGAAGAAAGAGGUUAAAGAGGACAGUCCUAGCAACACCGCCAACAGCACCAGCAGCACCGGCAACAGUGGCAAUGGUACCAGUGGGAGCAGCGCCAGUGGGGAGGCAAGCAAGAAGAAGAGGAGUCGGAGCCAUAGUAAAAGCAGGGACAGAAAGCGCAGUCGUAGUCGAGACCGGGAUCGGCACAGGCGGAGAAGCAGUCGGAGCCGGAGUCGAGAUCGGCAGCGUCGUCACCGCAGCCGUAGCUGGGAUCGUCGCCAUAGUAGUGAGUCACGAAGUCGGGACCGGCGUCGUGAGGAUCGUGUGCGCUACAGGAGUCCGCCACUUGUCACUGGGCGUAGAUAUGGACAAAGUAAGAGUCCUCAUUUCAGAGAGAAGAGCCCAGUCAGGGAGCCAGUUGAUAAUCUGAGUCCUGAGGAGCGUGACGCCCGCACGGUUUUCUGUAUGCAGUUAGCUGCCCGCAUUCGGCCUCGAGACCUGGAAGACUUUUUCUCUGCUGUUGGCAAGGUUCGUGAUGUACGUAUCAUCUCAGAUCGCAACUCACGUCGUUCUAAGGGCAUCGCCUAUGUGGAGUUCUGUGAAAUCCAGUCUGUGCCACUGGCCAUUGGGCUGACCGGGCAGCGGCUGCUGGGGGUGCCUAUCAUUGUACAGGCCUCACAGGCUGAGAAAAACCGACUAGCAGCUAUGGCCAACAACCUACAGAAGGGCAGUGGUGGGCCCAUGCGCCUCUAUGUGGGCUCCCUGCACUUUAAUAUCACCGAGGACAUGCUCCGGGGCAUCUUUGAGCCUUUUGGCAAAAUUGAUAAUAUUGUCCUGAUGAAGGACUCAGAUACAGGGCGCUCUAAAGGUUAUGGUUUCAUUACGUUCUCUGACUCCGAGUGUGCCCGGCGGGCCCUGGAACAGUUGAAUGGCUUUGAGCUUGCCGGUCGACCUAUGAGAGUUGGCCAUGUGACUGAGCGACUGGAUGGUAGCACAGACAUCACUUUUCCUGAUGGAGACCAAGAGCUGGAUCUGGGAUCAGCAGGUAGCCGUUUGCAGCUCAUGGCCAAAUUGGCAGAAGGGUCUGGAAUGCAGCUGCCAACUACAGCUGCUGCCGCUGCCGCCCAAGCUGCUGCCUUGCAACUGAAUGGAGCAGUUCCCUUGGGGGCCCUGAACCCAACGGCUCUGACUGCUCUGAGUCCGGCUCUGAACCUUGCCUCCCAAGCAAUUGCCUCCCAGUGCUUCCAGCUUUCCAGCCUCUUUACCUCCCAGACCAUGUAAACCGGUGGUGCAGUACAUUGCCUCCCUGUGCCUCUGGGUCCUGCCGCUCCCUCCUCCACAUCUACCCUUCCAUGGCCUCUUCUCUGUUUUGUGGACCAAGCCAUCCUGAGAGCAUGGGCAUUGACUCUGGGGAAAUUGGGGCCACCCUUAGACACCAAGAAGAACUCCUGCCCAUGGCCCUACUGGGAAUGGACUCUGCUGAGCAAAGCUGCUAGUCAAAGAGAACAGAAUCUACGCCUACGUUGAACACCUGUUUCUCCAUGUAUAUCGUCUCCCAGGAUGAUCUUCCCUGCCUUUUCCAACCACUUCUUAGUGAUUCCUCGAUUCCUCCUCUGUUGGGAAGGCCAUAGGGCAUUAACUAAAGGAACUAACCUCUCUCCUUUUCUUCUACCUUUAUCUUACAAUUUGUCAAAACCCUUAAGAACUCUGAUCCACGAGGACCAAGGGGGGUGAACUUUGAGGGUCCUGGCUUGCUGCUGCAAGGGUGCUGGAAGAGAGCAUUGUGAAGUCUGCCUUAGACCUCUGCUUGGCCAGAACUACUACUGUGGGCUCAGCAUCUUGCUGGGAAAUGUGGGGAUGAUCUAUCCUGCCAGCCGUUUUGGAUGUCUUAGGGGCAUUCAAGAGUUUAGUGAAAGGUGGGGUACCUGUCCAGUAUCCUCCAUCUUCCUUUGUAUACUUGUCCUUCCUUUGGCCCAUGGUGGGAGGAUGGCGGGGAGGCUGCUGCUCUCCACUACUUCCCAUGUGCCUCUACCGUGGGCUCCACCUCAGCUGUUAAACCCUCUCCUGGCCCCAACCUGGGCACAUGUGAGCCCUUCUCACUGGAUUUUAUACCCUUGUGUCUGUGUACAUAAAUAUAUAUAUAUAUAUAUAUAAAAAAACUUUGUACAAAAGGCAGAGCCCGCUGUUUGGGUUGCUGCUGUUCUGUGUGUGUGGUCUCAGUCAGUGGGGUGUGUCUGUCUGAUGUUAACGUCUCAUGAGCCCAAACCAUGAAUGGUUCUAGGGAUAUAAAGCAUUUGUAAUGCCA